AUGGCGGCCCGGGUGCUGAGGCCGCUCUCCAGGCUGAAGCCGUUCAACAGACUGCAAGUAAUAUUACAACAUUUGAAAAUGUCUAAGCAUACAGAUUCGACAGCUGAAGUGUUGUUGGAAAAGAAAGGAGGUGCGGGAAUAAUAACUUUGAAUAGACCCAAGGUUCUCAAUGCACUAAGUUUUUCUAUGAUCCAACAAAUUUAUCCACAAAUAAAGACUUGGGAGCAAGAUCCUGAAACUUUUCUAAUAAUUAUAAAGGGAACUGGAGGAAAAGCUUUUUGUGCUGGGGGUGACAUCAGAGCCAUCGCAGAUGCAGGAAAAGUUGGAGAUAGACUGGCAGAAGAUUUCUUCAGAGAAGAAUAUAUCUUGAACAAUGCCACUGGCACUUGCAAGAAGCCAUAUGUGGCACUUAUUGAUGGCAUUACAAUGGGAGGGGGAGUUGGCCUCUCAGUCCAUGGGCAUUUCCGAGUUGCUACAGAAAAGACACUUUUCGCAAUGCCGGAAACAUCAAUAGGCCUCUUUCCUGAUGUAGGUGGAGGAUAUUUCUUGCCAAGACUAUCAGGAAAGCUUGGCUAUUACCUUGGACUAACAGGAUUUAGGCUGAGAGGAAGAGAUGUACUAAAAGCUGGCAUCGCUACACAUUUUGUAGAAUCCGAAAAGCUACCUGCCUUAGAGAAAGACCUGAUAGCACUGAAAUCUCCUUCAAUGGAAAAUAUUGCAGACUUACUGAACUCUUACCAGGUGAAGAGCAAAGUUGAUCAGGAAAAGGAGUUUGUACUUGAUGAACAUAUGGAGAAGAUUAACAGUCUUUUUUCAGCAAAUAGUAUGGAAGAAAUUGUUCAAAAAUUAAAGCAAGAUGGUUCACCUUUUGCCAUGAAGCAGCUAGAGACUAUUAAUAAGAUGUCACCUACAUCCUUAAAGAUGACUCUCAGACAGCUCAGAGAAGGAGCUUCCAUGAGCUUACAAGAUGUGUUCACAAUGGAAUACAGACUGAGCCAAGCAUGCAUGAGAGGCCAUGACUUCUAUGAAGGGGUUCGGGCAGUGCUGAUUGACAAAGACCAGUCCCCCAGAUGGAAGCCAGCUGCUCUAGAAGAAGUCAGUGAUGAAUUUGUGGACAAUUGUUUUAAGCCAUUGGGAAACAACGAUCUCAAGUUGUAAAGAUCAAGCCUAUUGACAUCUUAUACAUCUGCUUAAUUCUACGAUGUAAAAAUUUAUAGUAGUGUGAUAAGUUUGACAAGACUCUUUUAGCUAGCCUGAGAGUCGUAAGUCUAAUUUUUUGCAUUCAAGAAUGUUCUCUUUUGUUACGCUGCCAUAAUGACAAAAUAAUCAUAUCUCUGGUUAAUAAGGGGAAAAAUUACUUCAAGGCAAAUAACUAUCUAUCUGCUGCUAGAUGGAUCAU
Molecule: messenger RNA, 1399 nt
Organism: Nipponia nippon (crested ibis)
Lineage: Eukaryota; Metazoa; Chordata; Aves; Pelecaniformes; Threskiornithidae
Source: RefSeq, a predicted model, not a curated record